AGUUAUAUAAUACCUGUUAAAGCCGUCCUGUCUUGGCCGAGGUUCAGUUUCAGUUUGAGGAAUGCUGCUCCUGACUUGUUGCCAUGUAGGUCUCUGUGCAUGCGUGUUUCCCGCACACUGUUUGCAGAGUAGGCGAGAGUUUGCAGAGUCAUGUCGGUGGAGAAACCCCCCUUUUCCUGAGCCAGGACUGGUUACACAUUCAUGUGGUUUCUGUACGGAGUUAAACAGCUGUUUUGGGGAAGCAUCAGGAAGGAUGGGGUUAAAGAAAUUCCUGUCAGGAUACAAUGCAUUGUGCAGUUACACACAUUUGCCAACAACUUCCUCUUUUGCUGUGGCACACUUAAGUGCUGACAAAUCUUUGAAAUUUCAUAAUGGAUUACUUUCAGAACCUGGAGACCUGUGAACAGUGGACACUCAUGGUUUGAAUCUUGCUUUGGGAACUAACUAAUCCUGAUUCAAAGGCAUGACGGCAGCCAUGUUGGAGCCUGAAUCUGUGGAUGGGGAACGAGUCAACGAGGUAUUUUAUCAACUGUAUUUGUUCAGAAAGACUGAUGAGCUGAACAUUUCUGAUGUAGUGACGGGCUUUUUUCCUGGACUAUUUACUCUGCCUGCUGCCUGUGGAUGGGCUCAAGGAAGGAUUGUACUAUUACCCUGUUUCUAUCUGUAAAUCCUUUAACAAUGUUUUUUGUUUAUUAAAUUUAUUUCCGCCAAAUUUGAGGCAAAAUGGAGGAACUAAGGGCAUGUGCUCCCAGGAGCUUUUACAGCAAUGACUUAAAGACCAAAGGAUAUUUCUCACUUUAAACCUUUACUCCAAUGGGAUAAGAAGUAAACACAUACUGAACUAAAGAAGACUAAAUCUAAACAGGUUUGUCAGAAAAGAUACUGGAGUCCUUCUUUACCUCUCCCCAAGGAUGCAUUGCCCGAUGAGGAAGAAACGUCUCACACGUGACUCUGAUUUCUCAGCUAUUGCUGUUCCCUCCAUGCAUGGGUCAGGGUAUCUUGACUACACGGUUGAGACCCACGCUUCCAGAUCGCUCAAAGUGAUGGAGGAGUUCAGGCAGCAGGAGAUGCUGUGUGAUCUGGUGCUACAUGUGACGUACAAGGACAGGACAGUCGACUUCAAGGUGCAUAAGGUGGUCCUUGCCGCCUGCAGCCCCUACUUCAGAGCCAUGUUCACCAGCAGCUUCAAAGAGUGUCGGGCCUCCGAGGUCACCCUCCGCGACGUCUGCCCCCAGGUGGUGGGAAGACUUAUUGACUUUGCAUACACAGGCAACAUCACUGUUGGAGAAAAGUGUGUGCUGCAUGUUCUUUUGGCUGCUAUGAGGUAUCAGAUGGAGGAUGUUGCCAAGGCAUGUUGUGAUUUCCUCAUUAAGCAUUUGGAGCCUGCUAAUGUCAUCGGCAUUUCCCGCUUUGCUGAGGAGAUCGGCUGCACUGAGCUGCACCAGAAGUGUCGAGAGUACAUCAAUACACACUUCAAUGAGGUGACAAAAGAGGAUGAGUUCUUCAGCCUCUCGCACUGCCAGCUUCUGGAGCUCAUCAGUCAGGACAGUCUCAAGGUGCUCUGUGAGACAGAGGUGUAUAAGGCUUGUACAGAGUGGGUCCGCCAUGACACUGAGGGUCGAGCUCAGUACCUUCAUGCCCUCCUGAAUGCUGUUCACAUUUAUGCUCUGCCUCCAAAGUUCCUAAAGAAUCAGCUCCUGUCCUGCCCCAUCCUCAGCAAGGCCAAUUCCUGUAAGGACUUCCUGUCUAAAAUCUUCCAGGAUAUGACUCUGAGGAAACUCCCUCCUGCUCCAAACCGAGGAACUCAACUCAUCUACGUAGCUGGCGGAUACCAGCAGCAUUCACUGGCCUCCAUGGAGGCGUAUGAUCCCAGGAGGAAUGUGUGGCUGAGACUGGCUGACAUGGGGACUCCAUGCAGCGGUCUGGGAGCGUGUGCGCUCUUUGGACUGCUCUACACUGUUGGAGGCAGGAACCUGUCGCUUCAAACCAACACUGAGUCGAGUUCCCUGUGCUGCUACAACCCCAUGACCAACCAGUGGAGCCAGCGAGCCUCCCUCAACAUCCCCAGGAACAGGGUGGGUGUGGGCGUGGUGGACAGCUGCAUUUACGCCGUCGGAGGCUCUCAGGGCUCAACGCAUCACAACACGGUGGAGAGGUGGGACCCUGAGUCUAAUCGCUGGUCUUUUGUGUGCCCGAUGUCUGUGGCUCGUCUGGGUGCUGGCGUGGCAGCGUGUGGGGGCGCUCUGUAUGUGGUGGGGGGGUAUGACGGGCAAAACCGCUGGAACACAGCUGAGAAAUACCAGCCUGACACUAACACCUGGCAACAGCUGGCACCAAUGAGCACGAUACGCAGUGGACUAGGACUAGUGUGUGUGAACUCAUACCUGUAUGCAGUAGGGGGUUAUGAUGGGCAGAACCAGCUGUGUACCGUGGAGCGUUACAACAUAGCCAGGAACCAGUGGGAGCCCAGGGCCUCCAUGCAGUCCUGUCGCAGUGCACAUGGAGUCACCGUCCAUCAGGGGCGCAUCUUUGUCCUCGGAGGUUUUAACCAGCAUGGCUUCCUGUCCAGCAUUGAGUGCUACUGUCCCGAGAGGAAUGAGUGGACGCUUGUCACAGACAUGCCAGUUGGACGCAGCGGCAUGGGCGUCGCCGUCACCAUGGAGCCUUGUCCCGGCAGCCUGCCAGAACAAGAGUAUGAGGAAGACGAAGCCACGUAGGAAGCUCAAAUCUCAAGGGUUGAAUGCGGCGUAAGUGUUGCCGCUUUUCAACACAGGUUUAUGUGCAUUAGAAGAAAUAUCCCAACAUGAAUUCCACAGUUUUACACCCUAAUGGAUCUUAUUUGUAGCGCACCAACAGUGUAUUUGGACAUAAUGAAGAGGAAAAGAUAGUAUUGAGGAGAGAGUGAUCCCAAAGACUGGAAGGCCUCACAACGAAAACGGUGCUAUCGCUGUUAUCUCACAAACUGGUACUAUUUAAGAGAAUAAUUUUAUUCAACAGCUGUUUGUGAUCUUUCAGUGUUCAGUUUUUUAAAAUUAAAUUACACAUUAAACUUCGAAAGGCCUUCAUUUUCCUAAAUCCUUAAUCCUCCUGUGAUGUACCUCUACCUCUGUCUGUCAAAACGAGCACUUUUCUAAUGCAUUAUCUUUGUUUUGCGCAAAUGUUUUACUCGAAACUGUCAUUUUUGUUGUGUAAAUUUAAUUGAUUUUUUUUUUUGUGUGCAC
This is a messenger RNA of Cheilinus undulatus (humphead wrasse), 3221 nucleotides long. It is a transcript of the gene keap1a, whose product is annotated as kelch-like ECH-associated protein 1a. The record is from RefSeq and is a predicted model, not a curated record. NCBI's taxonomy places the organism in Eukaryota, Metazoa, Chordata, Actinopteri, Labriformes, Labridae. Gene Ontology annotation, molecular function: protein binding. The transcript is spliced from 12 exons. Bases 912 to 2717 code for a protein of 601 amino acids.